CUACCUUUUUUCCAAAAAUUCUUUACCAACAAUUUUACCCAAACCAAAUCCUGAUACAAUAAUUGGGCAAAUCUAUGGCUUCAGUGUGAAUGAUAUCAACAAAAUCAGGAAAUUGUAUAAUUGCAAAAAAUGCAGUGAAUUGUUAGUACACGAUUUUGGAUCUUUUACCACUCCAAAUUACCCAGAACCAUAUCCAAGUCAUGCUGAUUGUCAGUGGGUGAUUCAAGCACCCGCUAAAUAUAAGGUCCUCUUGGAGUUCGAUUCGUUUCAUAUUCGAAAAAUGUGGCACUGCACAAGUGAUUCCGUAACAAUUUAUGAUGGAACCAGUUCUAAAUUAAAACCCCUAAAAGGCCCAGUGUGUGGCAGGCUAGCUCCAGCAGUGGUCUCCUCCAACUCCAUAUUAUUGGUUGCUUUUUCCAGUUUCAAAAACAAAGAUGCAAAGGGUUUUAGUGCCAAGUAUCAAUUUGUUAAAUGUGCAAUGGAGUUGCCCAAUUAUAAGGGUCAUCGUUUAUACAGUUAUGAAUAUUUUGGUUCCAUUGACUCAAAUAAAUCAACACAGUGCGUUUGGCUACUUGCUGCACCAAAAGGCAAAAAGGCACUCACGACAGUUAAAAUAAUGAACCUUAAGCCCUCGGAAAAUUGUGUAGAUGGUUAUUUGAAUAUAUUUGAUGUGUCUAAAGCACCUCCUGAUGAUAAAGGAAAAUUCUGUGGAAACAUGAAUGUGCCCAACCUUGAAGGACACACAAUAUUGUUUAAAUUCAAGCAUCCUGGACAUCCUGAAAAACCUGGAUUUAAAAUUACCUAUAAGUUUAUUGUGGAUAAAGGUAAAGGUUGUAUUCAGUGGAGCCAGCACAAGAUAUUGAUGAUGCUACUAUCCCUGUGGCUAAUUUCGUCACAGGCAAUAUAAUUUCUAGUGAAACCAGUAUUGUGUUUUGGCAACAAUGCUUUCUAUUACAGAAUCACUUUACCUGUUUUGUUCAGUGAUGAACUGAAUGUUUUAAAUAACUUUUAUAUUUGUGUAAAUAUGUUUAUACAGUUAGAACUAUAGUUUAACAAUGUUUUAUCUUGUACCCACUAUAUCAUCUCUCCAAAUUAAAUGCAGCCCUUUCUUGAAAAUGUUGUGGUGAAAUGAUGAGGAGGUUCUCCAACGUAACUGUAGAAAUAUAGUAAUGUUAUCAUGUCAAAACAGGUGGGAUUGAGUAGGGAUUGAAGAUAACCUUGGCCUUCUUUUGCAGUGCAUCAGUUAUCCGCUGAGUUUUCUUGGCAAGUCUGCAAGUCUUUGGCAUGCUGAUUAGUUAGGGUGACAGUGGUGGCUAAACAUCACAAGAUAAAUGCAGAAUAUUAGUUUCCUCUCUUUGUUGUUAUUGCAUUGUUAAUACGGAUUGUUUCCAUGUGCUCAAUGCUUUAUCAGAAGCUUGUGUGACCCUCCAUAUUAAUGUUUGCUUAAACAUAUAGACCAUUUUGAUCUGGUCAUAUGCUUUUGUAUAAAGUAGUAAAGCAGGCAGCAUGAACCUUUUUGCCCACUAGGACUGCUAUGACAACAUUUAUAGCACAGUGUCCUAACCAGAAACACAACCAAUCCUCUCUGUGGCUCCCAUUGUGCGUUUAGAAUUAGCAUUGAAAGGAAACUGUAAUGGCUUCAUAUGUGAGCUCCAGUGCUCAGUGGCUAAAGUAACCUGCAAAUUCAGCCUAUAUUUUCAAUUUCAAUAAAUAUUAAUUUCACAAUCAACACACAUUCUUUACUGAUUGUACACAG
This is a messenger RNA of Callorhinchus milii (elephant shark), 1756 nucleotides long. Its product is annotated as astacin-like metalloendopeptidase. Lineage: Eukaryota; Metazoa; Chordata; Chondrichthyes; Chimaeriformes; Callorhinchidae. Gene Ontology annotation, biological process: proteolysis. The record is from RefSeq and is a predicted model, not a curated record. Gene Ontology annotation, molecular function: metalloendopeptidase activity; zinc ion binding.